This is a messenger RNA of Astyanax mexicanus (Mexican tetra), 1332 nucleotides long. RefSeq names its product axonemal dynein light intermediate polypeptide 1-like. The transcript is spliced from 6 exons. Gene Ontology annotation, molecular function: dynein heavy chain binding. Gene Ontology annotation, cellular component: axoneme; filopodium. The record is from RefSeq and is a predicted model, not a curated record. NCBI's taxonomy places the organism in Eukaryota, Metazoa, Chordata, Actinopteri, Characiformes, Acestrorhamphidae. Bases 102 to 854 code for a protein of 250 amino acids.
AGGGUUCAGUGGUUGCCAUGAGAACCGUAAACAACGCAGACAGUGAAGUCUGAAUUUCUCACUAACACUAAAAUACAAUCCAUUCAUUUACUGUAAUAAUAAUGAAAUCUCCCGCCGACUCUCUGGUGAAGUACGACACUCCGGUGCAGGUGACCAAAAACACAGAGAAGAAAUCAGCGAAGGCUCGACCACUGAAUGCAAGACUUGAGCAGCCUGCAGUUUCUGGACCAGCCCCGCUUUCACCAAAGUCACAGGCAACACCAGGAGAAACUCAGGAGAUACUUAAUGUCAUCCUCCCACCAAGAGUGUGGUUGGAGAACAACCAGUGCUGGGUGCAGCAGGUGUCCAGCGCUCCAUGCAGAGGCAGGGACGUUGUCCGCCUGCAGGAGCAGCUGGACCUCAAACUGCAGCAGAGACAGGCCAAAGAAACAGGCCUCUGCCCUGUACGCAGGGAGCUGUACUCACAGUGCUUUGAUGAACUAAUCAGGCAGGUCACUAUAAACUGUUCUGAGAGGGGGCUGCUGCUUCUAAAAGUGCGAGAUGAGAGUCGCAUAACUGAAGAUGCCUAUCGAACCCUGUAUAAGAGCAGUUUGGCCUUUGGCCUGAGGAAAAUCCUGCUGGCUGAGCACGAAAAGUCAGACAUGGACAAGAAGGUUUCAGACCUGGAAAAUGAGAACAAGGAUCUGGAAAAGCAGCUGAAUGAGUUAAUGGCUAAACGUGAGGCCAUCGAGAAACAAGCAGCUGAGCGGCAAAAGGCUGAUGAGAAGAAGCGUACACAAGAGAUCCAGCUCUUCAAACGCAUGAACCAGCAACUGAAGGAUCAGCUGGAAGAAAUAAUUUCUCCAAAGAAAUGACCACCCUCAGCCAUAAGAUAAUCUGCAAUUUAAUAAAUCUCACCGUAUUAAUAAAUAUUUUUAAAUAUUUUUAAUAUUUUAAUAAAUAAUUUAAUGUUUGACACAAGCAAGUCUGUAGCACACAAAGCAUUUUAAACUGUUAAAUAAUAACAACUGAUGAAAUCUUCUCUAGUGUGUGAAGAGACAGGAGGGUAAUUUUAUGUGGAUGAAGAAAACUUGAAAAAUAAACUGCACCUUUCAUCCCUAUGAAAAAAUAGACAAAUAAAGCUAUAUGUGGGCUAUAUGUUGUUUGAGUAUGUCAAAUUGUUCUACUGUGGGAGUUCAGGACUGCAGUCAUGCCUUUGUAAUAUGUGCAUCAUCUGCUUUUGCUUGUUUUUGUUAAAUUUUGUUAAAAAUGCAUGGAUGUCAGUAAAAAUAUGUUUUAAAGGCAGAUCUCAAUAAAGAUUUAAUGUACUUGUGUAAAAAGUACACAACCCAA